This is a messenger RNA of Psammomys obesus (fat sand rat), 1711 nucleotides long. RefSeq names its product inhibitory synaptic factor 2A (gene Insyn2a). The transcript is spliced from 4 exons. Gene Ontology annotation, biological process: inhibitory postsynaptic potential. Bases 98 to 1510 code for a protein of 470 amino acids. The record is from RefSeq and is a predicted model, not a curated record. Gene Ontology annotation, cellular component: postsynaptic density. Lineage: Eukaryota; Metazoa; Chordata; Mammalia; Rodentia; Muridae.
CUCCGUGCCGCGCCAGGCUUGCCAGGGUCCGCGGCAAGACAUGCCCGAGCCAGGCGCUGCACCGACCUCCACUUAUCUGUGAGCAGCCAAAGGCACCAUGGUCAGCAAGGACUCUGGCAGAUGCGUACUCACGACACCAGAACAGGAAGUGGAGCCAGCGGCCUGCCUGGCCCUGGAGAUGAGAUAUGCCCUGGACCCCAACCGACAGAUCAAAAAGCGCAACAAGGCCCUGCAGGUGCGCUUUAAGGAUAUCUGUGAGGCCCAGAAUGAGCAGAGGGACACACAGCUGUCUUCAGGACCUCUGGGGGAGAAGCGGGAGGCCAAGGCUGUGUCCUGUAGGGCGGCGUACCGUAAGUAUAUGACAGUGCCAGCCCGCCGAUCCAUCCCCAAUGUCACCAAGAGCACCGGUGUGCAGACCUCACCGGACCUUCGCAAGUGUUACCAGACAUUCCCGCUGGACCGAAAGAAAGGCAGUCUCAAGGGCCUGCCAGCUGCAGAUGCCUUCAAAAGCCAGAACAAUGGCUUUCUAGCAGAUUCAAAAGAAAAGAGUGAGGCUGGACCCAUGGAGGACCCACGGCCUUGCAGUGCAGGAAGGAUUCACAAGACCACAGCAUUGGUUUUCCAUUCCAACGAGCAUGUGAAUGCGCUGGACCAGCCUUCUGGGGUCAACUGUGCAGAGCUCUGCAAGACUCCAGGCGUGCUUGGCUAUCCUGAAGCUCUAUUGCAGAACUCUCGGCCUCCCUCUGAGGAGCCCAUCCCCCAGCUGCAGGGGAGAGCUAAGCCCGACAGGGGCACGCCAGACUCAGAGGAGCCCACCCCACUCACCCAUGGAAGGGUGUUUAAAACAGAGGUCGCCACUGUGUACCCGCCUGCCAUCAGUACCAGGCCCCCUGAGCCUGGCUUGUCAAACUCUGCUGCUGCCAGCCAGUGGUCUCUCUGCCCUGCGGAUGAGGAGCAGAGGAGGGCUGCUCACAUCAAUGGACUGCAGGCAUCCACAGGUUCUGCUCUGGCCUGCUCACCCCCGGCGCAGUGCCUGUCCCCAGAAUGUAGUGAACAACCCCUGCGGAACCAGCCUAGCCCCAUAGCUGGGACAGAGGAUGAAGAACACCAACAAAUUGUGCCUCACACAGAGGUGGUAGACCUCAAGGCCCAGCUGCAGGUGAUGGAGAACUUAAUCAGCUCUAGCCAAGAGACCAUCAAAGUGCUGCUGGGAGUCAUUCAGGAGCUGGAGAAAGGAGAGGCCCACCGGGAAGGGCUUUCAUAUCGGACGGGGCAAGACACAGCUAAUUGUGACACGUGCAGGAACAGUGCAUGUAUUAUCUAUAGUGUGGAGCUGGACUUUAAGCAACAGGAAGACAAACUCCAACCUGUGCUGAGAAAACUGCACCCUGUCGAGGAAACUCAGGUCAUCCCUUCGCCUUACACUCAGGAGACUUACUCCUCCACGCCCAAGCAAAAAUCCAAAACUGAGUCCAAAAAGCACGGAAGGUGGAAACUCUGGUUUCUUUAAGACUCGGGGCUUGGGAGUACCCAGGCCAUCUUGCAAACCCACUGGAAUUUAAGUCAGUCCUUUCCCAAACUGGAUAGGAUCAAGGGAACUGCAGUGCCAACACGUGCUCCCUGCUUCUCGCCCUGCGUACCAAAAAGGCCUUCGCACCAACAGAUAAUUAGCAGCAAGGGAGUGACUGUCACCCCUUGCCAGCUGUCCUUU